AUGAACCGUCUCAACCGAUGGCAGCUGUUGGAUCAAUUUCACCAAUCUUUGUGGAAACGUUGGUCUUCAGAAUACUUGCGAUUAUUGCAAGUCCGAUCGAAAUGGUACCACGCGCAACCUAAUGUCACACUUGGUGACCUUGUGCUAGUGCAGGCACCAAAUUUACCACCCACACUCUGGAAAAUGGGACGGGUUGAAGCAGUUCAUCCCGGCGAAGAUGGAGUUGUGAGGGUAGUAACUCUCCGUACCAGUGAUGGCACCCUCAAGCGGCCCGUGGUCAAGUUAGCUCGUCUUCCAAUCAAUUAA
Molecule: messenger RNA, 306 nt
Organism: Macrosiphum euphorbiae (potato aphid)
Lineage: Eukaryota; Metazoa; Arthropoda; Insecta; Hemiptera; Aphididae
Source: the annotation of a GenBank genome assembly